Messenger RNA from Gastrolobium bilobum, 1658 nucleotides. Its product is annotated as protein EMSY-LIKE 1-like. The record is from RefSeq and is a predicted model, not a curated record. The coding region runs from base 525 to 1565 and encodes 346 amino acids. The transcript has 11 exons. Lineage: Eukaryota; Viridiplantae; Streptophyta; Magnoliopsida; Fabales; Fabaceae. Gene Ontology annotation, cellular component: nucleus. Gene Ontology annotation, biological process: defense response to fungus.
AUUUAUAAAGGGUGACACAACACACUUCGAUUGCAUCAUCUCAGAAAAAACAGACCAAAAUCUAUUUCUUUUUCUUCCCUUCACUUUUAUUUGUACGAGGUGGUACACUCUAUAUGUGUUCCUCUGAGCCUGUCUCUGUCACACACACACUCUCUACCCAAAAAGCCUAAAACGUAAAACCCAUCCUCUUUCUUCUUUCUUCAAAAUCUUCGACCUCGUCAAUUCGAUCGAAACGCGUUUCGGGGCACUUCUUCUUAUUCGCGCUCUCAUCUCAAGCAUUGCCGUAACUUUUAUGGACUAUGAAAUUCCCGACAGUAGCGUGUGCUAAAUGAUCAAGCAAGUUGGUAAAGAGCUAAAGCUGGUGGCGUAGGUAUUUUGAAGGAACUAAAUUAUAGAAGUAGUUUUCUGGGACUGAUGAUGAUCUUCCUCCCUCAAGUCAACAUAGAAUUCUAAGAGGUAGUAGUGUUGCAGGCAAUGGAAUAUCUGCUGUAGCUUCUGUUCCACACUCUAGAUUGUAUAGUGACAUGGAGGCUCAAAUUCAUCAACUUGAGCAAGAAGCAUACUCUGCUGUCUUGCGUGCUUUCAAAGCUCAGUCUGAUACACUUACUUGGGACAAGGAAGGUUUGAUUACAGAGCUUAGGAAAGAGUUGAGGGUUUCAGAUGAUGAACACAGAGAGCUUCUUACCAGGGUUGAUGCUGAUGAAAUAAUCCACUGCAUAAGGGAGUGGCAACAAACUGGCUGUUACCAACCUCCAAGACGCAGCACAUCUCAGCCUGUUCAUGACAUUUUACCUAGUCCAACUGUUUCUGCUUCCCGUAAAAAGCAGAAGACAUCCCAUUCGGGUCAGUCAUUGCCUGGUUUGUCUACAGUGAAGCCUGUACAGUACACUUCUACUGGACCAACUGGAGGUAGGUAUUUCACAAAUCGCAAUUCUUCUAAUGCUCUUGCAUCUAAUGCACCUGCUGAAGCAGCAGCUUUUGACCCAUUGAUUGGGAAGAAAGUUUGGACUAGAUGGCCUGAAGACAACCACUUUUAUGAGGCUGUCAUAACUGAUUACAACCCUGCUGAGGGCCGGCAUGCUUUAGUUUAUGAUAUUAAUAAAGCAAAUGAAACUUGGGAAUGGGUUGACCUCAAAGAGAUCUCACCUGAGGAUAUUAGAUGGGAAGGUGAAGAUAUAGGCAUAAUUCACAGAGGUGGACAUGGUGGACAAGGUCGUGGAGUUAAGAAAUUCUUUAACCGGAGUGGUGAUACUUCAGGUGCUGGAAGAGGGAGAGGACAUCCCAAGUUUCAGUCAAGAAGAGAAUUUCCCCCACCACAAAAUGGUAUUGUAAGGAGAGUUUUGGAUGACAUUGAGUUGAUGAACACAGAUUCACUGGUUAAGGAGGUGGAAAGGAUUUUUGCUGCAAGUCCUCCAGAUUCUGUGGAACUUGAGAAGGCAAAGAAAAUGCUGAAAGAGCAUGAGCAGGCACUUGUUGACGCAAUUGCAAGGAUUGCAGAUGCAUCGGAUGGUGAAAGUGCUGGAGAACAACACUUCUUGCAUGGGCAAUUAAUGGACAGGGGAUGAGAGCAUAGCAACCAGCUACAUGGAGGAGGUAAUCGUCUUUGAAGAUGAUCGUUAGCUCUCAUGGAAGUUUAAUUAUGGAUGAGUACACAUAGG